Molecule: messenger RNA, 3269 nt
Organism: Agelaius phoeniceus (red-winged blackbird)
Lineage: Eukaryota; Metazoa; Chordata; Aves; Passeriformes; Icteridae
Gene: MEGF11
Product: multiple EGF like domains 11
Cellular component (GO): membrane
Molecular function (GO): protein binding
Source: RefSeq, a predicted model, not a curated record
AGGGGGCUGCGCACCAUGUACCGGCGGCGCUCGCAGUGCUGCCCCGGCUACUACGAGAGUGGGGACUACUGCAUACCACUGUGCACAGAGGAGUGUGUGCAUGGAAGAUGUGUCUCUCCUGACACGUGUCACUGUGAACCAGGCUGGGGAGGGACUGAUUGCUCAAGUGGCUGUGACAGCGAGCACUGGGGGCCCCACUGCAGCAACCGCUGCCAGUGCCAGAACGAAGCGCUCUGCAACCCCAUCACGGGCGCCUGCGUGUGCGCCGACGGCUUCCGCGGCUGGCGCUGCGAGGAGCUCUGCGAGCCGGGCACCUACGGCAAGGGCUGCCACUUCCAGUGCCAGUGCCACCACGGCGCCACCUGCGACCACCAGACCGGAGAGUGCCACUGCGCGCCCGGCUACACCGGCGUGUUCUGCGAGGAGCGGUGUCCCCCCGGCAGCCACGGCGCGCAGUGCGAGCUGCGCUGCCCCUGCCAGAACGGGGGCGUUUGUCACCACAUCACUGGGGAGUGCUCCUGUCCUGCUGGAUGGAUGGGGCUGGUGUGUGCACAGCCUUGUCCUCCUGGAACCUUUGGAAUUAACUGCAGCCAGGACUGUCCAUGCCACAACGGAGGGCACUGUGACCCCGUGACAGGAAAAUGCCUGUGUACAGCUGGCUACAUAGGAGACAGGUGCCAGGAGGAGUGUCCCAUCGGCACCUACGGCUUCCAGUGCGCGCAUGCCUGCGCCUGCCAGAACGGCGCCAAGUGCUACCACGUCAACGGGGCCUGUAUCUGUGACCCUGGCUUCAAAGGCAUCCACUGCCAGGAGAGAAUGUGUCCUGAAGGCUUCUAUGGCCUCAAGUGCAACAGGAGAUGCCCCUGCAAUGUUACCAACACCCUCAGUUGCCAUCCUCUGUCUGGGGAGUGCAGCUGCAAGGCUGGCUGGGCUGGGCUCUACUGCAACGAGACGUGUCCCGUGGGCUACUACGGCGAGGGCUGCCAGGUGCCCUGUCCCUGCCACAACGGGGCCGACUGUGACAGCAUCACUGGCAGCUGCAUCUGUGCCCCAGGCUUCAUGGGAGAUGACUGCACCAUUCCCUGCAUGGCAGGGACCUAUGGAACCAAUUGCUCCUCGGUCUGUAACUGCAAGAACGAUGGCACUUGUUCUCCUGUGGACGGGCUGUGCUACUGCAAAGAAGGGUGGCAAGGAGUGGAUUGCUCUAUUCCCUGUUCAAGUGGAAGCUGGGGGCUGAACUGUAACCAGACGUGUUCCUGCAGCAAUGGAGCGUCCUGCAGGCCAGCUGAUGGCUUCUGCCUCUGCUCCCCAGGAUGGCAGGGGGAGUUCUGUGACCAGCCUUGUCCUGAUGGAACAUAUGGCCUUAAUUGCAGCGAGCGCUGUGACUGCAACCACGCGGACGGGUGCGAUCCUGUCACCGGCUACUGCUGCUGCCUCGCGGGCUGGACAGGCAUCCACUGUGACAACAUCUGCAGCCAGGGCCGCUGGGGACCCAACUGCUCCAUCUCCUGCAGCUGUGAGAACGGGGGGUCCUGCUCCCCUGAGGAUGGAACCUGUGACUGUGCACCGGGAUACAGAGGGCCCUUGUGCCAGAGAAUUUGCCCCCCCGGGUUCUACGGGCACCACUGCAGCCAGCCGUGUCCCCAGUGCGUGCACAGCAAUGGUCCCUGCCACCACGUGUCCGGGCUGUGUGACUGCCUGCCGGGCUUCUCGGGGCCCCUCUGCAACCAAGUGUGUCCCAGUGGGAAGUUUGGGAAGGACUGUGCUGAGGUGUGUCAGUGCACCGAGAACGGGACCUGCAACCCCAUCGACGGCUCCUGCCAGUGCUUCCCGGGCUGGAUCGGCAUGGACUGCUCCCAGACUUGUCCCACUGGGUUUUGGGGCCCUGAUUGCUUUCAUUCAUGCAACUGCCACAACGGAGCACAGUGCAGCCCCUACGAUGGAGAAUGUAGAUGCACCCAUGGCUGGACGGGGCUCUACUGCACUCAGCGUUGCCCAGCUGCUUUUUAUGGGAAGAACUGUGCCAACGUGUGCCAGUGCCAGAACGGGGCCGACUGUGACCACAUCACCGGGCAGUGCACGUGCAGGACGGGCUUCACAGGCAAACAGUGUGAGCAGAAGUGCUCUCCAGGAACAUUUGGUUAUGGUUGCAAACAAUUGUGUGAGUGCAUGAACAAUGCAACGUGUGACCACGUCACAGGCACUUGCUACUGCAGCCCAGGCUUCAAAGGAAUCCGAUGUGAUCAAGCGGCUCUUAUGAUGGAAGAAUUAAACCCCUAUACUAAAAUUAGCCCUGCUCUUGGAUCAGAGAGGCACUCAGUGGGAGCAAUCAUUGGAAUUAUUAUUCUCCUUCUAAUUAUUAUGGUCUUGCUGGCACUCUUUGUGUGGUAUCGACGGAAACAGAAGGAGAAGGGCCAUGACAUGCCAAGUGUAUCUUACACUCCAGCCAUGAGGAUGACUAAUACAGAUUACUCACUUUCUGAUAUAUCCCAGGGUAGCAGCAGUGUUCACUGUUUUUCCAAUCCAAGCUACCACACUCUCUCAUGUGGGGUGACUUCACGCUUCUUUCCCAGUAAUCUGGAUGGAAACAGCUCCUGGAAGCUCAGUAGCAAAAUCCUUGACAGAGAAACUGCAGACUGGAGACCCUACAGCUAUCUGAAUGAACUAGGUGCUUGUGGGAUGGAUAGACGUCAGAACACAUACAUAAUGGAAAAAAGCUUCAAAGAUUAUAUGAAAGAAUCUGUGUGCAGCUCCAGCACUUGUUCCCUGAACAGCAGUGAAAACCCAUAUGCCACCAUUAAAGACCCCCCCAUUUUAACCUGCAAACACUCCGAGAGCAGCUACGUGGAAAUGAAAUCACCUGGUCACAGGGAGUCCCCGUAUUCUGAAAUGCCAACUUCAUCAACAGCCAAUAAAAACAUCUACGAAGUUGAGCCCACUGUCAGCAUAGUCCAAGACGCCCGCAGCCGGAGUGCCAGCUACCUUCAGAGCCCCUAUGACCUGCCCAGGAACAGUCACAUUCCCGGGCACUACGACCUGCUGCCCGUCCGGCACAGCCCCACGCACGGGCCUUCCUGGGACAAGCAGUCCUAGAGGAUGGACUUCACUGGGCACUGUGCUGCCAACACAGACUGUGAGGAAGCAGAGGAGAAGCCAUUCCUUCCUUUCCUGCGGACUGGCAAGGACUUUACGGGACAUCAGCUUGGGCCAACUGCUGCUGCUGCAUGAUGUUAUUUAUAAAGACAUUUUUGUAUGGGUACCUGGAACUA